AUGGUUCUGGACCGGUUUAGUAACGCUGUGCAGCGCUUCCAGAGGCACUCGGUGUUGCGACGGAGGUCAACUAGAAAAUAUUCUACCAGACAGAAGCAGUCAAUCUGGGAAACGCUUCCCAGCGAUAUAUUAAUUCGGAUUCUGAUACAAUGCGAAUUAAACGAUAUAUACGCCUUGAGUCUUGUUUGUCGCGUGCUGCGCCGGCGCAUCUAUCAACAUGAACCUGCUAUUGCGCAGGAAUAUCUUUGCUGUCGACUACACCAGCAUUAUCCGGCGGUUUUAUCAUCUGGCGAUAACCUAACAUUCAUAUACAACCUAUUUCCUCCACCGCCACCGCAUUAUCCUGCAACCGAUGGCAGUUUAGAAAAAAAUUUCCCAGAGUACUCACUCAGCUACUUAUCCGACUUAACUCGAUGCUGGCGAACCUGUAUCAGACUAUCAUUCUACCUGGCUGAAUCGGCAGUCCAACACCAUCUUGAAACCGACACUACUAUCCGUGGUGUAUUGGAACAAGAAGCCAUCUAUAGCAAGGCCGUGUUCCAGCUUCAAGACAAGCUACUGCAUCCUAUAGCCUACCUAAUCUUCUUCCUUGAAUCCGACGCAGCAACAACACCCCUAUCCAUCGAAACGCAACAAUCCAUCCUCCAACAACCCCCCUUCACAGAUACCCAGAUUCUCCUCUCCACCCACCACUGCAUGGCACUCCUCUGCAACUGUCUCCGCCGCCUAAUGGCACCUGAUAUCCAAUACCCCUCUACAGAACCUUGGCUCCGGCUCCUCCUCACUACAUCAACACUAGAGCGAACACUUAAUUUCUUCGCAGCCGCGACAAUUACAGAUACCAACACAGCCGACGAGAAGAAAGAAAAGGUUGCCGGAUCAACUUCCAGCGCCUCCUGGACACCCCGAAUGGAAUUCAUCUGGCAAAUGCGGAACGACUGGGAACAGAUAUUAUCGGCAACAAGAGAGUCUAUUUACGACCUUGAUACUAAGAACGAAGCCAUCAGGGUUCUAAGCACGGCUGGCGUGGAGGGGGUUUGGUUCGAGGCUGCGAAGAGGGAAUUGGAUCGCAGGGGCAUGAUACCACAUGCCUGCGAGGAAGGGAUUCCAGUUCUCCACGAAGCGACUACCAGGCUGAGAUGCGAGUUCUGUGAAUAG
Aspergillus glaucus CBS 516.65 is the source of this 1158-nucleotide messenger RNA. RefSeq names its product F-box protein. The transcript is spliced from 3 exons. The record is from RefSeq and is a predicted model, not a curated record. NCBI's taxonomy places the organism in Eukaryota, Fungi, Ascomycota, Eurotiomycetes, Eurotiales, Aspergillaceae. Gene Ontology annotation, molecular function: protein binding. Bases 1 to 1158 code for a protein of 385 amino acids.